CAGAAGGCCGCGCCCGCCUCGCCGCUGAGGAUGUCCCGGAAGGGGCCGCGGACGGAGGUGUGCGCGGACUGCGGCGCCCCAGACCCUGGCUGGGCCUCAAUUAACCGCGGCGUGCUGAUCUGCGACGAAUGCUGCAGCGUCCACCGCAGCCUGGGCCGGCACAUCUCCAUCGUCAAGCACCUGCGCCACAGCCCCUGGCCCUCCCCGCUGCUGCAGAUGGUGCACACUCUGGCCAGCAAUGGUGCCAACUCCAUCUGGGAGCACUCGCUGCUGGACCCGGCGCAGGUGCAGAGCGGGCGGCGCAAGGCCAAUCCUCAGGACAAAGUGCACCCCACCAAGUCCGAGUUCAUCCGCGCCAAGUACCAGAUGCUGGCCUUUGUGCACAAGCUGCCCUGCCGUGACGACGAUGGUGUCACCGCCAAGGACCUCAGCAAGCAACUGCACUCCAGCGUGCGGACGGGGAACCUGGAGACCUGCCUGCGCCUGCUCUCGCUGGGCGCCCAGCCCAGCUUCUUCCACCCGGAGAAGGGCACCACCCCACUCCAUGUUGCUGCCAAGGCUGGACAGAUCCUGCAGGCUGAGCUGCUGGUGGUGUACGGUGCCGACCCUGGGGCGCCCGAUGUGAACGGCAGGACCCCCAUCGACUACGCCCGGCAGGCAGCCCAACACGAGCUCGCCGACCGGCUGGUGGAGUGUCAGUACGAGCUGACGGACCGGCUGGCCUUCUACCUGUGCGGCCGCAAGCCGGACCACAAGAACGGGCACUACAUCAUCCCGCAGAUGGCAGACAGCCUGGACCUGUCUGAGCUGGCGAAAGUGGCGAAGAAGAAGUUACAGGCGCUCAGCAACCGCCUCUUCGAGGAGCUGGCCAUGGACGUGUACGACGAGGUGGACCGCAGGGAGAACGACGCCGUCUGGCUCACAACGCAGAAUCACAGCACGCUGGUGACGGAGCGCAGCGCUGUGCCCUUCCUGCCCGUCAACCCCGAGUACUCGGCCACACGAAACCAGGGGCGGCAGAAGCUCGCCCGGUUCAACGCCAGGGAGUUCGCCACCCUCAUCAUCGACAUCCUCAGCGAGGCCAAGCGACGGCAGCAGGGCAAGAGCCUGGGGAGCCCCACAGACACCGUCGACUACCCGGUGCGGAGCCAGAGCGACCCGGACGACCAGCACGACUACGACAGCGUCGCCUCCGACGAGGACACGGACCAGGAGCCUCUGCGCAGCGCCGCCCGCAACAACCGCGCCCGGAGCAUGGACUCCUCGGAGCUGUCGGAUGGGCCCAUCACGCUGCAGGAGUACCUGGAGGUGAAGAAGGCGCUGGCCGCCUCCGAGGCCAAGGUGCAGCAGCUGAUGAAGGUGAACAACAGCCUGAGCGACGAGCUGCGUCGGCUGCAGCGUGAGAUCCACAAGCUGCAGGCGGAGAACUCGCAGAUGCGGCAGCAGCCGGGCCCGGGCACGCGGGUGCCAGCCCCCAGCGAGCGCUCGGAGCAUGGGCAUGGCGUGGCCACGGCAGCAGCUCACCGGCGCGACCGCCAGGCCUUCUCCAUGUAUGAACCGGGCUCUGCCCUCAAGCCCUUCGGGCAGCCCGUGGACGAGCUGGUCGGCCGCCUGCAGCCCUUCCACUCCAGCGAGGUGGAGGAUGAAGCGGUGUACUCCACGCACAUCCCGGCCAGCGGGUACCGGAUCCGGAAGGGGGUGUCUGCCUCCUCGGUGCCCUUCCCCCCCUCCUCCCCGCUGCUCUCCGGCGUGCAGGAUGGCACCCGCCACAUGACCAGCAAGCUGGACCGGCACGGCAGCGGGACUGACAGCGACUAUGACAACACACAGGCUGGCGAGGCACUGCUCAGCAUCGACGGGAAGCGGUUCCUGGACCUGGGGAAGGACGAUGACUUCCACGCGGAGCUGGAGGCCCUGGACGGGGAGCUGGACCCCGGGCUGCCCAGCACCGAGGACGUGAUCCUGAAGACCGAGCAGGUCACCAAGAACAUCCAGGAGCUGCUGCGGGCCGCCCAGGAGUUCAAGCAUGACAGCUUCGUGCCCUGCUCCGAGAAGAUCCACUCCGCCGUCACCGAGAUGGCCUCGCUCUUCCCCAAGAAGCCAGCCCUGGAGACGGUGCGCAGCUCCCUGCGGCUGCUCAAUGCCAGCGCCUACCGGCUGCAGAGCGAGUGCCGCAAGACCAUGCCGCCGGAGCCUGGCGCGCCCGUGGACUACCAGCUCCUGACGCAGCAGGUCAUCCAGUGUGCCUACGACAUCGCCAAGGCCGCCAAGCAGCUGGUCACCAUCACCACCCGUGAGAAGAAGCAGUGA
Messenger RNA from Emys orbicularis (European pond turtle), 2310 nucleotides. RefSeq names its product GIT ArfGAP 1 (gene GIT1). Gene Ontology annotation, cellular component: neuron projection; cytosol; postsynapse. Gene Ontology annotation, biological process: regulation of G protein-coupled receptor signaling pathway; synaptic vesicle recycling; brain development. NCBI's taxonomy places the organism in Eukaryota, Metazoa, Chordata, Testudines, Emydidae. Gene Ontology annotation, molecular function: GTPase activator activity; small GTPase binding. The record is from RefSeq and is a predicted model, not a curated record.